CUAAUAAUCAUCCAUUCGUUAUGGAGAUUGACCAAGAAAUUGAUACCAAAUUAUCUUUUAUAUUGAAUAGUCUGCGAACUAAUGAUAAAGAUAUAUUAUUAUCACAUUUCCAAGAGCUAACUAAAUGUACCUUAGAUAAAAAUGAUGCAAUAUUUUGGCUGGAGAUGCACAAUUGGAAACUUCAGCAAGCUAUCGGAGAUUUUUUUGACAAUUGCUCUGGUGUAAGACUUUCACAAUUAUCAAUGAAAUUUAUUCAACAAGAAUUAUCGGACGAAGAAUUUAUUGUUUUGCCAUCCAUGCCCUUUACUAAAAAUUGGAAAAUUUUAAAUGAUGGAAAAGUAAGUUGGCCUAUAAAUUGUCAAUUAUCAUAUUUCUCAGGAAAUCAAAUUAUACUUGAAUAUCCCUUAAUUAUGAUAAACUCCUUAAUGCCAAAUGAAUUUCAGGAUCUUAAUUUAAAUUUUAUUGCUCCUGAAAUUCCAGGAAUUUAUACAACCCAAUUAAGAAUGUAUAGUCCUUCAGGAACUUGGUUUGGAGAUAUUAUAUGGCUAAUAAUCAAAGUUCAAAAGCUUGAGGAAUUAUCCAUUUUAUCUAAUCAAAUGUCAAAUAUGAACUUAGCCUUAAAUAAUCAUCAAAUGAAUAACGCUUCAAAAUCAUCAAAAAUAGAUCCACAUUCAAUGCAAAGCGACUCUACUAGUUUACAAUAACUCCACAUCUCAAAAAAAUAUUAUCACUCAUAUUUAUUUAUUUAUUUAUUAUAUUUUAUUAAAUAUAAUCAAUUAUAAAGAAUUAUUUAUUUUUUUAAUGUUACAUAUUAUUAAAAAUUAUAUAGAAUGAUACUGGCAAGUGUAUUUAUUGUGACGUAUCUUAUUUUUUAUAAUGAGAGUUAUUAAUGAUAAGAUCUCACAUUAAAAUUCUUUUCAAUAUUAAUCAAACUGAAAUUUAUUAGAUAACAUCGCCAAGUAAAUAUGCAUAUAAUCGUUAUUUUUUCGAAAUGAUUUAGGCUAUGGAGAUUUGUCUAAAGCCUUGAAAAUCCUUGAAAGCGAACUUCAACUAUUUCUAGACUCGCUACAAAAUUAAAUAAUUUUUUAAAUUUAGAGUUUUGCAAUCUCUUGAGUCUCCUAUACUCAGCAUUGAUGAAACUUAUAAUUUUAUAAAAAUCAAUUAUACAUUUUUAUAUAGUAAUA
Messenger RNA from Gordionus sp. m RMFG-2023, 1184 nucleotides. Its product is annotated as protein ILRUN-like. The transcript has 5 exons. NCBI's taxonomy places the organism in Eukaryota, Metazoa, Nematomorpha, Gordioida, Chordodea, Parachordodidae. The record is from RefSeq and is a predicted model, not a curated record. Gene Ontology annotation, molecular function: protein binding. Bases 21 to 704 code for a protein of 227 amino acids.